This is a messenger RNA of Bipolaris victoriae FI3, 1227 nucleotides long. RefSeq lists its product as hypothetical. Lineage: Eukaryota; Fungi; Ascomycota; Dothideomycetes; Pleosporales; Pleosporaceae. The transcript has a single exon. The record is from RefSeq and is a predicted model, not a curated record. Bases 1 to 1227 code for a protein of 408 amino acids.
AUGACGCUAGGUGGAGAAGAACGGAUUUCUUUCUAUGUAUACGUCCAAGAAAGUAGCACCCUUACAGUUGCAUCACAAGACAACGCAACCUUAUCGAAUUUCCACCGACUUCCAGAAGAGAUGCAGCUUUGUAUACUAGCUAUGUGCUCUACUAGUACUCUCUUUCAGCUUAUGCAUACCUCUUCCAAGUUUCGCACGGAAGCUUCGAAGCUGUUUUGGGGAAAGGGAGAUGCAUAUUUCCUAGUUGAAGCACAAUGGCUCCUAAAUGAAGCCUACCCAGGCCAGUCAUUUUGGGACAUGGCCUUUCUCACUAAUGUGCAAAACAUCGAGAUUGAAUGUCGGGCUGGAAUUACGCAGCAAAUAUGCGUACAACGAGACAACUUAUGCGACGUUCAGCACGACCUAGUUGAUGUUUUCUGGGCCUCGCUAAAAGACAAGUUUCCGAACGUUAAAAAGGUCAUCUUGAACUACAACGAGGAACGUGUCAGCUGGGAUGAAGAGCCUUUUCCGCUACCACUACAGCUUCUACUGCGAGCUUGUCCUCAGGGCAUCGAAUCCUCUCUUCUCUUUCUCGACAAGGAGCCAAAGCCUCAUCUGCUAGCCGGAACCCCAGAUUGGCGUACUGGUGCGUGGCACCGAUGCUCAUUCCAACUAGCAGGUGACGGAGAGUGGCACAAGAGCGAGCCAAAAACCUUUCGGCAAACAAUCUUGAUGCCGCCAAAGCAAUUCAAAGGUCCAGUGGGGCGUUACAACGAGCUUAAAUAUCAGUGCUACCAUAAGAUUCCUCUUCAGCGAUUCGGGCUGUGGCCACUCAUGGUGGAAGCCUUGGACCGGCAUCACUCUAGCCUCGGACGCGAUGCGUCUUUUGUUUGCCCUCUGUCCAGCUGUCCAGCUUCCUUCUGCCAGGCUGGAGAGUGGACAGUUCAUGCUGCAAAGACACAUUAUCAAGAGUGGAAAAGGCUGCUAGAGGUAUUGCCUGAUAGUAGGGUGGGAGCUAGACUGAAGGAGCGUAGCCAAGCGCUAGAUAGAAAGACGAAGCAAGUGCAGGAACAGUUCAAGGAGAUAAAGAAUGCGUGGAUAACAAGCGACGAAGCAACAAGAGCAAAGAUAAAGCGCAGCUGGAUAGAGCAAUUAGGUAGCGAUGCUGCGUGGGAGACUAGAGGGAAAGGAGAGGAGAGUUGCCUUUGGGUUGAGUUUAUGCAGCAUCUGCACUCUGAUUAUUAUUAG